AUGACGAAAUUGACCUUCGAAGAGAGCUUGCAGCUGAAAGAGAUCUCUGAGGACGUCUUUGAGAAUGUACAUCAGAUAUGGACAUGGCCCGGCAGUGGUACAGCUCCAGGUCCAGCACUGAUGUCUCUCGCAGCAGCUGCUGCAUCACGAACAGCACCAGACAACUUCACUCUCGAUAGCUUGCAUACCGACUUUCUUAAUGCACCGAAUGUGAAGUCGCCCAUGAGGUUUCAUGUCACACGACUGAGCAAUGGCAGGAGGUUUGCCGUCAGAUCGGUAAUGGCCAAGCAGGGGCAGACCAUGCUGUACCAAGUCAACAUUACUUUCGUCAAUACUUCUCCGUGGACAGGUCGAGCUAUGGAAUAUGCUGUGUCCAGAGAGACAACACAUAAACUGUCAAGCAUUACCAGGGAUAUGUUAUUCCCAAAAGGCGACCUGGGUCCAUUCAUCAAGAUCCAAAGAACACAACCAGUCUUCAAGAGUGAUUCCGAAGCCCCAGAAACAGGUAUCUGCACGUUUGUUUCCCAGGUCACGCCCAUCCAAGCUGGUCCUGGUUCGCUGAGCCAUUUAUUGGGCGUCAUCAGCCUCUCCGAUUGCUGGGCUAUCAGUGCUCCUCUUCAGCUAAAUAAGAUCACGUUUGGCUUGCCUGAGACCGAUGAUGAAAGUCAGACACUGACCGAGAAUAAUGUGAAGGUUUUCACUAGUUUGAAUCAUGCGGUUCAUUUUCACGUACAUGGUGGGUUUCGAGCGGACGAGUUGAUAUACACUGAGGCGCGAACUUCGUGGGCAAAAGAUGGAAGGGCGAUGUUACAUUCGAAUCUAUUUAGUGAAGAUGGCGUGCUGAUAGCAACGUGCGAACAAGAGUCUUUUUAUGUCUUUAAGCAAGACUCUGCGUCGAAGUCCAUUGCGAAACUGUAA
Molecule: messenger RNA, 918 nt
Organism: Lithohypha guttulata
Lineage: Eukaryota; Fungi; Ascomycota; Eurotiomycetes; Chaetothyriales; Trichomeriaceae
Product: acyl-CoA thioesterase
Exons: 3
Coding region: 1-918 (305 amino acids)
Biological process (GO): acyl-CoA metabolic process; fatty acid catabolic process
Cellular component (GO): peroxisomal matrix
Molecular function (GO): fatty acyl-CoA hydrolase activity
Source: RefSeq, a predicted model, not a curated record